AUGGUGAACGAUAAAAAAAAACAAUUACACAAUUUUCACAUUUGCCAAAAACAAUCAACAAAUUUAUACUUAGGAAUCAUGUCACGAAGAGCAGGAAGAAGAGGGUAUACUUCAGAUACUACAACAAAUGCAUCACAGGAGGAUGAUAUAAUUAUUGAAGAUGAAGAAGAAGAUCUUGUUGAAGAGGAAGAAGAAGACGAAAAUGAAGUAACUAGAUGUAUUUGUGGAAAUGAUGAAUUAACUAAUGAUUCAAUCAACAAAGAAUUAGCAUCAUUUUUAAAGAAACAUUAUAAGAUUGAUAUUGAUCAAGGACUUUUCAUUCUGUGUGAAAAUUGUUCAGUUUGGCAACAUGGAUAUUGUGUGGGGUUAUUUGAAAACAAUGAUGUUCCUGAUAAAUAUUGGUGUGAAUUGUGUAAACCUGAAUUACACAUAUUAGUGAAAUAUGAUGGAUAUUCCAAGAGAACUUUGUACAAACCAGUUAAUGAUAAAAGAAAGAAAUUAGAACAAAUGACAUUUAAUGAAACUGUUGAUAGUGGAGUACCAAAGAGAAAAGCAAAGAACGAGAGGUCAUCUCCACAAGGUGCAGGAGGACAUAAGGAUAAAAGAAAGGAAAGAAGACAUCAUCACCAUCACCAUCCUUAUAAUAGUGAGGAUGAUGAGGAAUAUGAUGAGCAAUUAAAGAAAGCUUUGAGAGAAAGUGCAAGAGAAUCAGGAAUGAAAGUCAGUGAAUCAGACGCCAACGAUAAUAGUACCAAGACCAAUGAGGUUAAACUUGAACAGGAACAAACCACCAAAAGAUCAACUAAGAAAAGCGGUGAUGACAGUUCAGAUUCUUUAAAGAAGAGAAGAUCAAAUGAUUCUGAUGAUCAAGACUCAAAACGUAUUAAAUCAGAAAAAUCCAAUCAAAAGAGUUCUCCUGUUAAUGAAUCCAAUGUCGAAGUAGGAGAGGUUAAACCAAAGGAAGAAGAGGAAGUAACAACAGAAGGGAAAGAAAAGGAAGAAGAAGAAAUAACAACAAAUUCUAAUCAAUCACGAACAGUUAAACGAAAGAAAAGAACCCCACCACGUGGAUCAUCAGCUAAACCUAGCACCAAGAAAUCUCGAGAAUCAUCUGUUGAAAACAAUGCAGUUCCUACUCUUACAAAAGAAGAAUUAAUCCAACAACCAUCAAAACCAAGAUAUGUUAAUGAUAACUCGUCAAUUUAUGAGUUACGUAAACGAACAAUGGCUAUAUUGGAAUGGCUUGGUCGUUCUCAAUUAGAGCUUGAAGAAGAGAAACAACAAAAACUACAGUUAUUUUCAUUCAUUGGUGAUGAUAAUGAAGAUGGUAAACAAAAGGAAUCAGCACAGAAGGAUACACUAGAGUUGAAGGCUACAUUUGAUGAGAAUUUACUUCAAAUGGAAAAACUCACUGAAAGAAUCUUGUCCUGGCAAGAUAAAUUUAAUAAAUAUGCUGUAUAG
This is a messenger RNA of Candida tropicalis MYA-3404, 1461 nucleotides long. RefSeq lists its product as uncharacterized. The record is from RefSeq and is a predicted model, not a curated record. Gene Ontology annotation, biological process: negative regulation of rDNA heterochromatin formation; negative regulation of silent mating-type cassette heterochromatin formation. Gene Ontology annotation, cellular component: Rpd3L-Expanded complex; Rpd3L complex. NCBI's taxonomy places the organism in Eukaryota, Fungi, Ascomycota, Pichiomycetes, Serinales, Debaryomycetaceae. The coding region runs from base 1 to 1461 and encodes 486 amino acids. The transcript has a single exon.